This is a messenger RNA of Mercenaria mercenaria, 2923 nucleotides long. Its product is annotated as coiled-coil domain-containing protein 81-like. The record is from RefSeq and is a predicted model, not a curated record. The transcript is spliced from 19 exons. Bases 131 to 2737 code for a protein of 868 amino acids. NCBI's taxonomy places the organism in Eukaryota, Metazoa, Mollusca, Bivalvia, Venerida, Veneridae. Gene Ontology annotation, cellular component: centrosome.
CAAUCAAAAACCGCGUUCCCUGGCAACGUUGUUUUCCUCAUGUAGAAAAAAAAAUGAUUUUCAUUUUCGGGUCUUGAUUUAGUGUUUUUGAUCAACAUCAAGGCCGUAGCUUGCAAGAUAUUGUGUCAGGAUGGCUGGCAUUAUGCAAGGAUUAUUGGCAGAGGCCAAAACAAACAGGUUUUCUUCAAUAAAGGAAACAUUAUCAGAGGAUGAUGUUGCAUCAGUUUGGGAAAACUUGUCAAGUUAUAUUGAGAAACAGAUGUCAAAUCAGAAGGGUGUUCAGAUCCAGUCUUUGGGAACCUUCACAUUUACCCAGAAGAAGCUUGAUAUAGGAAAUAAUAAGUUUAUACUUAUCCAAAGACCAGUGUUCAACAUAUCUGAGAAACUUGCUCAAAGUCAAGGGUUGCAGUAUGUCAGACAUCAUGUUCCUGGUCAGAUUCCUAUUGUUCAGCUUAACUUUGCUGCCAUGUCAUUUGAGAGUCCAUACGAUCGUGACACGGUGGAGAGUUGUGUACGCGAAAUACUUGGUGCUGUUCAGAGAGCUAUCGGAUCUAAAAGAAAUGUUGAACUUAAUUUCAAUGGAAUAGGAAAGCUAUCAAUUCGUGAUUCUAGAGUUAAAAUGAAGUUUUAUAAGGAUUUUAUCAACCAGAUGGACGGAUCAGGAAAAUUACUGGAUUCCAUGCAAAAUCGACCAGGAACAGUAGAUUCAGUGAUGUCAGAAAGAUGCUUGUCAAGGGCUCAAAGUUCUAAUACAGUUAUUUUACCAAGGCCUGGUAAAAAAGGAAUAUCUAAUACAUCUAUAAUUAACCCUGGAUUAGCUCCCCUUGAAGAGCGCAAUGAAGAGGUAUGUGAGGGGAACAACUUGGAUGAUCUCCAGCCAAUGGACAUGGGGCAGCCUAUAUAUGAGCCUCCAGUAGAGAUUGAUGAUGGAAAUCUGCCCCCACCAGCGCCAAAUAUGAACACACAAGACGGAAUGGAAGGUGUAAAUACUGGUAUGUUUGAUGUGGAUACUGAAGCUGCUAUCAGAAACAUUGAUAUGCAAGGUGAGAGUGCAGAACUCGGUCAUGCUGGUCCUAUGGACACAACAAAGGCCUUAAAUUACAUGGACACGGAACCCAAACCAGCUGUAUCAUAUCGGUUUCUCCCUGAGUUGGGUGACAUGCCAGAUUAUCCCACCAAGAGAGGGUCAAUACCACCUAGUCGCACAGGCUCACGUAUGGCAGCCCCUAUGGCCAUGGCAACAGGGGUUAAUUUCCUAGAUGACCUAGUUCCGUCUGCACAGGCCCCAAGAUCAGCCCCUAGUCAAGCUAGUCAGAGACCUAGCCCCUUACAAGGAGAGUUUGGAUCCCUGGGACCAAGCGUUAUAGGUUUACAGAGGCAAAAUACCUUACAUAUGACAACAGGGCAUUGUUCAUGUUGGCCUUGUAGUAGAGACAGUUUAUUGAACAAACCCCACCCACCUGCACAGUUAAAUCCAUUACACCGAUCACUCAGUUUUGACCAGAUGAAACCAGGUGAGAAAGUGCUUACCCCACCAGGUUCAGCAUGUGGACACCCUAAUGCAGGUCAGGAGUUGUGUUACCUCUGUCAUCAACGUGCAAGGAGAAAUAUUCCCGUGUCAUUUGCAGAGGAACGUAAGAAGCGAGAAGAUGAGGAAGAUCGUUUGUUACAACAAUAUCAGUACAUGAAAGAUGCUGAAAACACACUUGAAGACCAGGAAAUGAUGAUGGCCAAGCGUCAAAAUCUUCAGAAAAUGGCUGCCUUCAAUCUUGGUGUGUCAGAAGCUUUACAUCACAAGAAACGUCAAAGAGAUAUUGACUUCCAGAAGUCGUAUAUAUUCCAAAGACGACCGCUGACACCUCCAAGGAUUAUCAAGCAGACUGAAUAUUCAGGAGAUCUUGCAAAACAGGUUGAACAUAAAGAUAAUGUGAAGAAAAAGAGGCAGUCAGAUGAAGAAUUCCUCGAGAGAUUGGAACAAGUUCAACUUGCAGAAGACUUGGCAGUACAGAGAGAACAGUUCUUGAAGGAGAAAGCAGAUGAACAGGAAAGAUACAAGAAAGCCCUUGAGACACAGAUACGUGUCCGAGAUCAGCUCACCAUGAAUCAUGAACUAGAUAACAGGCGCUAUGUUAAGUCCAGCAGCUGUUCCAAUGUGCGUCUUCCGUUCACACCGCAGGCUAAAACCUUGCGACCUUUCUCUCAGCUCAGUCCGACAAGAUUGAAUGAACACUGGAGAUCAUCAGUUGGCAGGUUGCGAUUCAAGCCACUACAAGUUCCAGCUCGAGAAUCCGACAAAGAGGUAUUUGGUAAGAACGAUAUGACCAAUGAGAAGAUGGCUGAACGUAGACGACGAGCAUACGACCUCUUCCAGGAACAGCAAGAUCUUGUUGCACAGAAGAAACGGGAAAAUAUCCUCAAACGAUUGGCUGAACAGAAAGAGGAGGAACAAGUCCUUGAGAGGACAAGAUAUGAGAUGUUGGAUGAUCGUGCCAAUAAGUUUUCAAGACGUCUCAAUGCGCGCAAGAGGCUAGAGGAGGACUGGGUUCGAGCUUCAUUGCUGAAGAAGGAUAGACUAGAAGAGGACCAUAUAAGAGCGCUGAGUCCGGGCAUUCUUCUUCAUGAACAGUGUGAUAAAUACAACAGAUGUUCUCAGUGUAAACGUUCAGUAAGGAAUUGCGGAGAAACAAAUCUGUGGAGCGAAUCAAGAUAUAUCCCAGGGUCAAGAUUAAUGGUGUAACAAGCUCUAUAAACAUUACUAUUACAGUUUACUAUUUCCAAUAUUUCCUGUCUUUUAAUAUUUUACAUGAUUCAUCAAAAAAUAAUAAGUCUUUUUUUUUUUCAAAGUUUUAUCUAUUUUAAUAUUUAUACUAUACAUUAUAUUAGUGUUUGACAUUUUUAUAUUAAAACUUGCACAAACAAGUCA